AUGGAAUAAGAAGAUUAAAUGGAGGAAUAAAAGCAAUAGCAUAUUCCUUAAGAAGGUUUAGAUUAACAACAGGUAGAAUAGCCACAAGACUAAGUAUAGUAAGAUUAAUCUCAAAGUGAUUAAGGCUAACAAUAGCAACCAUAGCAGUAGGCUCCAUAAGCAUAAUCAUUAUUGGAUUAAUAUACUGAAUAAGAAAUCUUAUAAUUAGCUACUUAGUCUAUAGUAAGUCCUCAAUAAAUGCAAUUAUUGAUGCAGUAUUUCAUGAGAUAAUAGUCUUCCAAUCCUGCACCUUUGUCUGCGCCUGUUUAAUUUUCGAGAAGAAGAGAUUCAGACUUUGAUUUAUAUGAGAUCUAAGAAAACUAUGAUGAUGAUGAGUUAACAGAAUCAGGUUUAGAAUCAAAAAUGGGCAUUGAAGAAUUCUAAUAUAAGCUAUCUGAUAAUCUCGAAUUAGAUGUUCGCUGUAGACACAAGAAGAUUUUAGUCAAGAAUAAUGAAAAAUUUUUGAUGCCAGGAAUGAUUACUGUUAGAACUUGCGAUCUUGAUUAUGAGAAACUACUAAAGCACCAUUAGCAUCUCUAAACAUUAGGGAGAUAAACAGUUGACUUAGUAGUUGUCAUCGACAAGUCCGGAUCUAUGGAGGGUGAAAAAAUAUAAUUAGUCAAAGAAACUCUAGUAAAGAUAAUCAAUUUGAUGUCUAGUAUGGAUAGAAUUUGUAUUGUCUGCUUUAAUGAAUCAGGAGAUAGACCCUUAACCUUUACAAGAGUUACUGAUGAGAAUAAGUAAACUCUAUUAAAUUUAAUUUAAUAAAUUUAUGCAGGAGGCGGAACAAAUAUUAGUGAAGGUAUAAACCAUGCUUUGAAAGCUAUUUAAAACAGAAAAUUCAAGAAUAACGUCACUAGUAUUUUAUUGCUGUCUGAUGGAUAAGACACAAAAGCUUAUACGAGAGUUAAAGCUUAUAUUGACAAAUAUUAAAUUAAAGAUGCAUUCAACAUCGAGACUAUAGGAUUCGGUGAAGACCACGAUCCCAAACUUCUUCGAACUCUCAGUGAUCUCAGGAAUGGCACCUUCAAUUUCAUGCAAGAUGUGAAUUACUUAGACACAGCUUUUAUUAACAUUUUCGCAGGUAUGAUCUCUACUGUGGCUUAGAAUAUCAAAGUUGGAGUGAAAUUCACUCCUCCUGAAUAGUUUAAAAAUUUUAGAAUCUCUAAAGUUUUUGGAGACAAUUGGACUAAGGUAAGUGAAACAUAAUAUGAAAUUAACUUAAUCAAUAUCCUUUCAGGUGUUAGCAAAGAUUUCGUUUUUGAAAUGGAAGCAGAUGCAUUUGAUGAGCAAACAGAAAGCACCAUUACAGAUGAAAAUUCUAUUUUCAAUUUUAUUACUGCUGAAUUGACUGCCUAAUCAGUCAGCUCAAAAGAAGAAGCAAAUAAAUAAAAGACAUUUUAAUUAUAAUUAAUUGACACUAGAAGUAUGGUAGAAGGAGUUGAAUAGGAAGAAGAUGGAGAAGUCGUAGAAAACUACUAUAGAGUAUUAAGUGCUCAAGCCAUUUAAGAAGGACAAAACUCAGCAGAAUAAGGAAAUUUCGAAUAGGCAAACGACAAUAUUUAGAAAGUUUUAAAUACCUUACUAAGCAGCAGGUAUUCUAAAAGCAUGAAUGUUAAGAACUGUAUUGACGAGCUUUAAAACUGCAAAUAGCACUGCAAUAGCUCCAACUAUCAAAAGUUGGGACAAGGGAUUUUCUCAUCAGGAGCUUAAUCUCUCUUUAAAUAACUUGCAUCAUCAAGCAGUCACUCUGGAAAGGCAGAUUUAAAGAAACUCGUUAACUUUAGCAAUAACAUGCAAAAAAUGUAUGCACAAAAAUACACCUAAUCUUCAUAAAACUGA
Molecule: messenger RNA, 1881 nt
Organism: Tetrahymena thermophila SB210
Lineage: Eukaryota; Ciliophora; Oligohymenophorea; Hymenostomatida; Tetrahymenidae
Product: Von willebrand factor type A (vWA) domain was originally protein
Exons: 1
Source: RefSeq, a predicted model, not a curated record